Nymphaea colorata (pocket water lily) is the source of this 2028-nucleotide messenger RNA. RefSeq names its product trihelix transcription factor GTL1-like. The coding region runs from base 309 to 1772 and encodes 487 amino acids. The transcript has a single exon. The record is from RefSeq and is a predicted model, not a curated record. Lineage: Eukaryota; Viridiplantae; Streptophyta; Magnoliopsida; Nymphaeales; Nymphaeaceae.
UGUCCUCGGCGCAAAACCAUGGGCAGCAACCGAAAAGGAUCUAUCUUUCUAUCUCUUCCUCUCACAGAGGAUGAGAAAGAUCAAACUCUUGACCCUCUUCUGGUUUCAUUCUUAUAUGUGAGAGCUUCUCUCUGUAUUUUUCUCUCGAUUACUGGAGGUGUCGAUUUUGGGGCACCCAAGUUGAAGUUGAAGGGUAGAGCAUUACCAUGUGAAGAGAGGAUUUGAAGUAGAAGUCUUGGGGAUUGAUUCUCUGAUAAGUUUGUACAGAGGGGGAGAGGACAGGAGAGAAGAGGGGAGGAAGGAAAGGAAUGGAAAGCAAUGGAGGGAUGUCGGGGCCGAUGCUCCCGGGAAUGUUAGGCCUGGAGAUGCCCCUGCACCAGCAGCAUCCCCGCCACCACCUCCAGCAGCAGCCGCCGCAGCAGCACCAGAUAUCCCCCUUUGCCUCUUCCCUCAUCCACGACUCCGGCGCAGACCACCACUCUCAUCAACAGCAGCAGCAGCAGAGGCACCCGUACGGGAUGGCCAUCGCUUCCAAGGCCGCCACCGCCACCACCACCACCACCACCACCAGCAAGCAGCAGGUCUCGUUCAGCGACGACGACGAGGCCGCCAGCGGCUACGCUGCCGAAGAUGGCAACGGGGCCGGCGACGCGCAGAACGGGAAAAGAGGGUCUAUGUGGCAGAGGAUGAAGUGGACCGAUGACAUGGUUAGGCUGCUCAUAAUGGUCGUGUUCUUCGUCGGAGACGAUGGCGCUGGGCUGGACGUCGGCGGGGAGGCAGGAAAGAAGAAGGUUCUUGGUGGUGGGGGAAGCAGUGGCGGCGGCGGGGGUCUGUUGCAGAAGAAGGGGAAGUGGAAGUCUGUGUCGAGGGCGAUGUUGGAGAAGGGAUAUAGAGUCUCCCCUCAGCAAUGCGAGGACAAGUUCAAUGACCUCAACAAGAGGUACAAGAGGGUGAUCGACAUCGUCGGGAAGGGAACGGCUUGCAGAGUCGUGGAGACUCCGAGCCUCCUCGAAACGAUGGAUCACAUCUCGCCGAAGAUGAAGGACGAGGUGAGGAAGCUCCUCAAUUCGAAGCAUCUGUUCUUCAGGGAGAUGUGUGCCUACCACAGCAGCUGCGCUGGUGGCCACCAAUCUUGCGAGGCCGAUGCCCCUCUGAUACCUCCCCAGCAGCAGCAGCAACAACAGUCAAUGUCUAGGCCCCAAGAGCAACGUUUCCUGCAAGAUUCUGGCGGCGCGGGUGCGCCCAACAAGGAGGUUGAGGGCGAUAAUGGGGAGGAUUACGACGAUGACGACGACGAUGAUGAGGACGAUGAUGAAGAUGAUGAUGAGGUUGGUUACGGGGACGAUAAUGACGCCGGAGAAGACGACGAAAGCAAAGGAUUGUCGAGAAAGAGGCCGCGAAGAAGAGGUGGUGGUGAUCGUGGUAGCAUGUUAUCCUUUUCGCCAAUGCAGCAGCAGCUCAAUUCGGAGAUGGCGAGAGUGUUUCAGGAUGGGGGAAAGACGGCGUGGGAGCAGAGGCAGUGGAUCAGGAGCCGGGCUGUGAUGCUGGAGGAGCAGAGGGUGAGCUACCAGUGCAGAGCAUUCGAGCUAGAGCAGCAGCGGUUCAAGUGGCAGAAGUACAGCAGGAAGAAGGAGAGGGAGUUCGAGAGGAUGAAGCUCGAUAACGAAAGGAUGAGGCUCGAUAACGAGAGGAUGUCCUUACUGCUGAGGCAGAAGGAGAUGGAAAUGGAUUCCAUGAUCAAGAGAUCAGAUCCUUCCUCCAUCACUGGAUAGCCAACCUCUCCCUCUCUUUCGCUCUCUCAUUGUGCCUCAAUUUUUUCAUGUUUUUGUAUAAUUUUGUAGUCAAUCCUUCUUCUGUUAUGGGUUGUUGGUUCUUGUUCUUUUCUUAGGGAAGCUAUCAAAUCCCUUAAUUUGAUGGUCUUUACUGAUGGGGGUGGGGUUUGGCUUUUAUACUUCUCAAUAGCUAUGGUGCUUUCUUCCCUGUACUCUUUUGACUCACUUGAGAUAUAUAACAAAAAAAUCUUCUAUC